CGCGCGCCCUGUCACGUCACGCGAGAAAGCACAGAAGCGGAGCGAGAAAAAAAAUAACAAGAAAAGCAGCUGCCUGUAAAGAAAUCACCGUGACACAGCGCAGAUAUGUCCAACAUGUCGUUAAUAGUCAUGAAGGGUCGCGUGGACUCGUGAAGGCUAUGAAUUUCUCUGAGCAUGGAGAAGUUUCAGUUGACACGAUGCUUGAGAAAGAACACAAGCAUGUCCAGGAUGUUAAGGAGGAGACAGACGAGUUUGCUAUUUGUGAGUCACCUGAAGGACUUGAUGGAGGAUGCCCUGGGGCAACUGAGGCUGGAAAACGGUCAUCUGCAAAGAUGGGAUGUGACACAAACCAGUCCACCAGCAGCAAAAGAGCCAGAGUCUCUGGUGAGAUGAGGAGGCACUUGAUAGAUGAGAGCAGCAGACAUGAGCCUCUUUGCCUCACCACAACUGGAGAGGAUUACAUCCAGGAGAAAUCCAGGGCAUCCUACCGAAAGCCUCUCUUCAGUAUCUCUCACAGGAUAUCAGAAAAGAGGAACACACCAAGUAUGGAGCAGCAGGCCAGUCAUGGUGCCGGGAACCAGCUCAGCUACAGUAGUGUCCUCUCAUCUAAGCUCCAGAGUCCAGAGGAAAACUGUCCACUGGAGGACAUUCCAAUCACAGACAGUCUAGGCCAGGCUUCAACAACAAAUUCUAGUCUUUAUCCACUGAUUGAGAAAAUGUUUUUUAUUCUCAAUACCCUUAAUUCAAACAUGACACAACUGCAUAGCAAAGUGGACUUGUUAACCCUUGAAGUAAUGCGAAUAAAGAAGCAGAUCAAACCAGCUGAGAUGGUGACAGAGUUCCAGCCUCCUCCAGAGUAUCUGCUAACAAGUGAUGAAUUAAAUCAGCUGAUGGAGCAGACAUCCAGUGCUGGGGAGCUUGGAUGUCAGCUGCUGGUGCAUCUUUUCCCAGAGCUGUUCAAAGCGAGGGAGUGUUCUCAUGACUGUAUGGCAAGCAAGAGAACACUGGAGUCACUACAUCUGCAGCUAAUCCGUAACUAUAUUGAAGUAUGCUACCCUUUGGUCAAGAAUAACAGUGUCUGGCAGGAAGAAUGCCUCCAUCAGAUUAAUGACUUCUUUAAUCACUUCUGGGCCCAGAGGGACAUGGAGGAUGCUCGGCUACUCAGAAAGCAGACAGUCACAGGUGCUGUGAUAAAAGCUGAGCAUCCACAAACCUAUUGUUUCAUUAAUGAACAGGGUCAAGAGGAGCACCUCUCUCUAGAUAACCAGCAGAGCAACCUGGCUGUGUCAGAUCUUGCUUUGAAUACCACAGAGGAGCUGGAUGAGUUCUCCUCCCCUGAGGACUUUGUUAUUUUUCUAAUGCACCGUCUCUUCCCUGAGGUUUUUGAAGAGGGCAAAAUGCCAGAUGGCUCCAGCAGUUUUAGCAGUGUGGGGCAGCUGAUUCUGGACUCUGACAAGAUGGAAAUAAUAAGAAAGUAUAUGGAAACAAAUUUUCCUGAGGUGCCUGAGGACAGUUGGCUCCAGGUGUGCAUUCAGCAUAUGGAGGAUGCGCUUGAGAGUCCUCACAGUAGUGGCAAUGGAAGUGAACCUGACAAUAUCAAUGAUGAGAGCUAUGACUUGGCCAGCCUUCCUGAAGAUGUUUCUAUUGUUAAGGUUCCAGAGAUGGGGGAGCAUGAAAGACCCAAUCGCAAAUCCAAAAAGUUGCUGCUUACACCCAUUGAUUUUGACAAUCUGGAGAUUCCUCUACCUGAUUUUAGUGUUCCCCGGGAGUACCUGCUGUCCCAGGAACAGCUGAAGAACAACUAUGAAUGUAGCUUGUCCAUUGGGAACUUUGCCUCUCGGCUAUUGGUGCUUAUGUUCCCUGAGCUCUUCACCCAUGAGAACAUAAGGAAGCAGUACAACUGCAGUGGUUCUCUUGGGAAGAAGCAGCUUGACCCUGUGCGCAUAAACCUGAUUCGUCAUUAUGUGCAGUUAGUGUACCCCCGGGCAAAGAAUGACAGAGUGUGGAUGUUAGAAUUUGUGGGCAAACUUGAUGAGCGGUGCAGGAGACGUGACACAGAGCAGAGGAGAUCCUACCUGCAGCAACGCAAAGUGUAUGGUCAAGAGUCAGAGCAGGACUUUCUUUGCCAGCUGAACCAGCUCAAUCCAGAGAAUUUUAGAGAGGACCCAGAUAUUCCCUCCUUACCACCUGAGAGAAGUAGCAAAGACUUUUGCAAAAUUCCCUUGGAUGAACUGACUGUGUCCAAACCUGACUUCCCUGUACCUUCUGCCUACCUACUCUCAGACACUGAGGUACGGGAAAUUGUCCAGCAGAGUCUCUCUGUUGGGAAUUUUGCCGCCCGCCUGUUGGUGCGCCUCUUCCCUGAGCUCUUCACCCAGGAGAACCUGCGGCUGCAGUACAACCAUUCAGGAGCCUGCAACAAGAAGCAGCUUGACCCUGUGCGCCUCAGAUUGAUCCGUCACUAUGUGGAAGCAGUGUAUCCUGUGGAUAAGAUGGAGGAGGUGUGGCAUUAUGAAUGUGUGCCAAGCAUCGAUGAACGCUGCCGGCGCCCUAAUCGCAAGAAGUGUGACAUUCUUAAGAAGGCCAAGAGGUCAAGCACUGUGUCCUAGUUACAGUACUUUGCAGUCAGGCACUUUUUGUCAUUCAAAUAACUGCACAGUAUGCACACAUGGACAAAAUUGUUGGUAUCUUUCCGUUAAAGAAAGAGAAACUCACAAUGGUCACUG
This is a messenger RNA of Monopterus albus (swamp eel), 2726 nucleotides long. It is a transcript of the gene bend3, whose product is annotated as BEN domain containing 3. Bases 159 to 2609 code for a protein of 816 amino acids. Gene Ontology annotation, molecular function: rDNA binding. Gene Ontology annotation, biological process: negative regulation of transcription by RNA polymerase II; rDNA heterochromatin formation. The record is from RefSeq and is a predicted model, not a curated record. Gene Ontology annotation, cellular component: heterochromatin. Lineage: Eukaryota; Metazoa; Chordata; Actinopteri; Synbranchiformes; Synbranchidae. The transcript is spliced from 4 exons.